AAACACCACUCAGAGACUCACACAUAAAGGCUUCUUCUCUACAAGUCCUCAAAAGCUCAUAGACCGAAAACCGGAAACCACCAACGCCGCCGGCGACGAUCACUCGCCGGGAAUGAAUAUUCCGGCCACGGAUAUGUUCACCUCCGUACGCAAUGUCCGUAUCUCCGAUCAUCGCCAUCACGUCUUCCACGAAUAGCUCUGUACCGAAGCGAUUCUCUUUAUUUUUGAGUCUCUAAGAAGCUUUUUUUUUUGUUCUUGCAUUAAUUUCAGAAUUGAGUUAAUGCUGAAUUUUUGUUCUUGAUUCUUAAUUAUGAGGUGAUAUUGUAAAUGCAAUAGUACUCUUACCUGUGUGAGAGAGAAAGCUUUUUAAAGCCUUUUAAACCCUUUGAGAUUGAAAAUCUCAUGCCUUUUCCGAUGAAGAUCCAACCGAUCGAUAUAGACGCCGAAGCGCUCCGGAUCGACACGGCGGCCAAGCCGGUGGUGAAAUCCCGGUUCCGGCGGCUUUUUGACCGGCAGUUCCCGAGCGUGCUUAAAAUCUCCUCGACGGAAAAGCCUCCCUCCGGUGGCGACUUCAACAAGGACGCCGCCGGAGGCGGAGGAGGAGCGGCCGAGUUCGAGCCGAGCUCGGUGUGCCUGGCGAAGAUGGUUCAGAAUUUCCUCGAGGAAACGAACGAGAAGCAACAGCCGACGAAAUGUGGCCGGAACCGGUGCAAUUGCUUCCACGGGAACAACAAUGACAGCUCCGACGACGAGCUCGACUUCUUCGGCAGCGAUUCCAUUUCCGGCGGCUCCUUCGGCGGCGACGCCUCUGAUAUUCUCAAGAGCUUGAUUCCAUGCGUGAGCGUCGCCGAGAGGAACCUCUUAGCCGACACGGCGAAGAUCGUCGAGAACAGCAAGAAUCAAAAGCAGAAAGACGAGCUCCGGAAGAUCGUCACCGACGGCCUCGUCUCUCUCGGCUACGACUCCUCCGUCUGCAAAUCCAAGUGGGACAAGUCACCGUCCUUCCCUGCCGGUGAAUACGAGUACAUCGAUGUGAUGGUGGAGGGGGAGAGGUUGUUGAUUGACAUCGAUUUCCGAUCGGAAUUCGAGGUGGCCCGUCCCACUGGGGCCUACAAGGCCGUCCUCCAAUCCCUGCCGUUCAUUUUCGUCGGCAAAUCCGACCGUCUCGGCCAGAUCGUCUCCAUCGUCACGGAGGCGGCCAAGCAGAGCCUCAAGAAGAAAGGCAUGCCGUUCCCGCCGUGGCGUAAAGCCGAGUACGUCAGAGCCAAGUGGCUCUCUCCCUGCACGACUCGAACGACGACGCAGCUCGAAAACGACGUCGUUUCCCCGGCGCCGGAGAAUAAUGGGACUGUGAGCUCCGACGAUCGGACCGACCACCUGAGCGAGUGCGGUGAGUUUGAGUUGAUCUUCGGCGAGGAUUCCGUGAAUUCGACCGAUCCGUCGCCGGUAAAGGAAUUGGCGAAAGUGACCGGAAAUUCAGUGACGCCGGUGGCGUGGCAGCCGCCGGCGAUCAAGCCGAAGAGCGUUGAGAGAGGAGCGAGGAUCGUGACCGGUUUGGCUUCGCUUCUAGCAGCAAAACCGUGAAACCAAUUUUGGACCCUUUUUUUCUUCUUUCAAUUUUCGAAAUUUUCCCCCAAAACGAAAAAAAAUGAAAUGAAAUAUAUAAAUAUAAGGUAAAAAAAAAGAAGUAUAAUCGGCGUCGGAAUAGUAGAGUAAUGGUACUGGGACUUGGUACAGGCUUUUUAACCUUUUCCUUUUUCUCCCACUUUCCCUUCCUUUUUUGUUAGCAAGGGCACAUCAUUUGUAAGAACCAAGUAAAACUAUGGAACCUUAUUAUCUCUCUCUAUGUAAUAAAAAUUAGUUAGUACAAAAAAAAAGACUUGAUAUUUCUGAGACAUGUUGUUGAGUUUCCCCGGCACCUAUUUUGCGAGUAAAAUCCUAGUGCUCCAGGAGAAUUGAAAUUCUAGUUGCUCUUGAAAGUUCAAGUGUUUUCAGAGUACUGUAAUUUCGAAUUUAAUUCUUAAUAGACUCCAUGGUGAAAUGUCACAGUA
This is a messenger RNA of Argentina anserina (silverweed cinquefoil), 2051 nucleotides long. RefSeq lists its product as uncharacterized. NCBI's taxonomy places the organism in Eukaryota, Viridiplantae, Streptophyta, Magnoliopsida, Rosales, Rosaceae. The record is from RefSeq and is a predicted model, not a curated record. The coding region runs from base 403 to 1584 and encodes 393 amino acids. The transcript has 3 exons.